AUGUCUUACAAUAAUAAUAACCAACAAGAAUUCGAUCAAAAUUCUGCUUUUCAAGGUACUACUACGAGUUCUAUUUAUAAUCAGGCAACUCCACCUUCGAAUAUCAUAUUUAAUGAUUUUAAUAAUGGCGACUUUUACAAUCAAAAUUUAACAUUUCCGUGUAAUACUGUUUUGGUCAACAAUAAUUUUCCUUCCGCAUCCAAUAAUAAUACCGCUUCUAUUGUCGCUACCGUUGCUAGUACUACUACUAGUAGUAAUAAUAAUAGCCCAACACUACUACUGACAUCACCGACAUCGUUUUCAUCUUCGUCAACAAUAAACGCAAAUCUUACCAAUAAUAAUAGUAAUCAACAAUAUUCAUCUUUAUUUUCAUAUGUUGAUACAUCAUCUAAUGCACUACAAAAUUUUGUGGUUACCAUUGCCCUCCAACAACAGUAG
Entrophospora sp. SA101 is the source of this 438-nucleotide messenger RNA. The record is from the annotation of a GenBank genome assembly. NCBI's taxonomy places the organism in Eukaryota, Fungi, Glomeromycota, Glomeromycetes, Entrophosporales, Entrophosporaceae.